Molecule: messenger RNA, 1080 nt
Organism: Miscanthus lutarioriparius
Lineage: Eukaryota; Viridiplantae; Streptophyta; Magnoliopsida; Poales; Poaceae
Source: the annotation of a GenBank genome assembly
AUGGCGAGAGCUGCGUUGGUCCUCCCUGCUGCUCUACUGCUGUGCCUUGCAUUGGCCGACCAUGACGAUGCUGCGAGGAAGACGGUUGGGGUCUACGAGCUCAAGAACAAGAAGGGGGAUUUCUCCAUCAAGGUCACCAACUGGGGAGCCACCCUCAUGUCUGUCAUGGUUCCUGACUCCAAAGGGAACUUGGCUGAUGUCGUCCUUGGGUAUGACACUAUCGCUGAGUAUGUGAACGGUUCUUCUUACUUCGGGGCGCUGGUCGGCCGCGUGGCCAACAGAGUCGCCAAGGGCCGCUUCGUGCUCGACGGCAAAGCCUACCGCCUGUACAUCAACGACGGCAAGAACGCACUCCACGGUGGCCACAGGGGCUUCAGCAAGGUCAUCUGGACGGUGCCUGACUGCGACUCCCCUUACAUCACCUUCUACUACCACAGCUUCGACGGAGAGCAAGGAUUCCCGGGCGACCUGGACGUGUACGUGACGUACCAGCUGUCCAGCCCCUACGACCUGGCCCUGCACAUGAACGCGACGGCGCUCAACAAGGCGACGCCGGUGAACCUGGUGAACCACGCGUACUGGAACCUGGGCGGCCACGGCAGCGGCGACGUCCUGGGCCACCUCAUCCAGGUGUUCGCGUCGCUGUACACGCCCGUGGACCAGUCGAUGAUCCCGACGGGGCAGAUCGCGGGCGUCGCCGGGACGCCCUACGACCUGCGCUGGCUCACCCCCGUCGGCGCCCGCAUCAACCUCGUCUCCGGCGGCGGCGCGGUGGGCUACGACCUCAACUACGCGGUGGCGGUGCACGGGCAGGGGUUCACGCAGGUGGCGUUCGUCCGGGACCCGGCGUCCGGGCGGGCGUUCGAGCUGUGGACGAACCAGCCCGGGGUGCAGCUCUACACCAGCAACUGGCUCAAGGACGAGAAGGGCAAGGGCGGCAAGGUGUACCAGAAGUACGGCGCGCUGUGCCUGGAGACGCAGGCGUUCCCCGACGCCGUAAACCACCCCAGCUUCCCGUCGGAGAUCGUCAGGACCGGCGGGGUGUACCGGCACGACAUGCUCUUCAAGUUCUCCUCCUAA